Ustilaginoidea virens is the source of this 2034-nucleotide messenger RNA. RefSeq lists its product as uncharacterized. Gene Ontology annotation, molecular function: protein serine/threonine kinase activity; ATP binding; protein binding. The transcript has 5 exons. Gene Ontology annotation, cellular component: nucleus. Gene Ontology annotation, biological process: mitotic DNA damage checkpoint signaling; protein phosphorylation. Bases 1 to 2034 code for a protein of 677 amino acids. The record is from RefSeq and is a predicted model, not a curated record. NCBI's taxonomy places the organism in Eukaryota, Fungi, Ascomycota, Sordariomycetes, Hypocreales, Clavicipitaceae.
AUGGCACCGCCUCGUAGCGAAAAGAGCCAAUUGAAGCGCCAGCGCGGUUCGUUGCCCGAGGACGUAACAGAAUCCAAGAAACCUCGGAGAUCAGAUCGUCUGUCGUCGCACACCGCUGCUGCCGUCGCCGCGGACAAGACCCCCGUCGUCAACAAGCAGCAUCUCCCGUCCCCCGUCACCCACGUAUACAACGGCGAAUCGAGUGAUGCCUGCCAACGGUCACCUCCGGCUCCUCUGGUGCAAGCCAACGAUGGAUUGACUCCGCGCAAGACUGACGAAGCAUGGCCCCAGGGUCAAGCUCUGUCAUCGCCGCCCGAAGACACCCAGCCUCUCAGCCAGUACGCCGAAAAGCAUCCUGCCUUGUCCGACGAGGUCGAGGAUGAAGUCAAGGAGGGCGUUUGGGGCUAUCUAGUGUCUCUGCAUCCUAAAUACGGCGACAAACCUCUGGUGCUGAAGAAGCGGAAUGCGUGCCCGCUGCCUGACUCGGUGGCUGCCGCCAACGGAAAGAAGCAGGCUACCAACAGCAGAUCCGCUCCCAGGCAAGCCGAGGAAACCUAUGAGCGAAACAAAGCCAAGGGACCAGCUUCUGGUGGUUAUCUCAUAGGUCGACAUCCCGAAUGCGAUAUCGUGGUUCAAGACGGCGUGGUUUCGAACCGCCACUGUCUCCUUUUCACCGAGAAUAAGGGAACAGAUACCGUGGCCAUUGUUGAGGAUCUUUCCAGCAAUGGGACCUAUGUAAACGAGGCCAUUGUUGGUCGGAACCAGCGCCGCGAGUUGGAAGACCAGGAUGAGAUUGCAGUCCAUGGCAAGGCGAGAUUUGUUUUUAGAUAUCCGCAGAGUCGGCAUACGAGCGAGUUUCUGCAGCAGUACACCUUGUUGGAAAAGCUCGGCAAGGGCCACUUUGCCGAAGUCUACCUCUGCAUCGAGAAAGCAACCGGCCAACGGUACGCCGUCAAGAUUUUCACCAAGCCACCUGGCAUGGAGGAUCGAUCCAAGACUGAAGGUCUGCAACAAGAGAUUGGCGUGCUGAUGGGAGUGAGCCAUCCCAACGUGCUGUGCCUCAAGGAUACAUUCAACGAGCGUGACCGCGUGUACCUUGUCCUGGAACUAGCCUCGGGAGGCGAGCUCUUCAACCUCAUCGUCAUGAAGAAGAGACUUACAGAGGAUGAGACGAGAAAAGUGUUCUUGCAACUCUUCCAGGGCAUCAAGUACUUGCAUGAACGUAAUAUCGUCCACCGAGAUAUCAAACCGGAAAAUAUCCUACUUGUAGAUAAUGACCUGCAUGUCAAGUUGGCCGACUUUGGCCUCGCCAAGAUCAUUGGUGAAGAGUCCUUCACCACAACCCUUUGCGGCACUCCUAGCUACGUUGCGCCAGAGAUUCUCGCCGAAUCCAAGCAUCGCAAGUACACGAAGGCGGUCGACAUCUGGUCCCUUGGUGUCGUCUUGUACAUUUGCCUCUGCGGCUUUCCUCCCUUUUCGGACGAGCUCUGUUCCAGAGACUUCCCUUACAACCUGUCACAGCAGAUUCGAAGCGGACGUUUUGACUAUCCCUCGCCAUACUGGGAUUCUGUGGGUGACUCAGCUCUUGAUCUCAUUGACUCCAUGUUGAUCGUGGAUCCGGAACGAAGAUACACAGUUGAUCAAUGCCUCAGCCACCCUUGGCUGACCCAAAGCGGACCCAAUGUCAACGACAGCACGUGCGGCCUUGUUGGGGGAAUCGCCGGGCUCGAGGUCAACCGCCGGGCCCCUGUCCGGGAGCGAACUCUUCUCGCCGAUCUGAACUCCGUUCACGUCACUACCCUCGUUGGCGUCGGCACUGAUAAAAAGGCUGUCAAGGUGUUUACGAAGAACCCUCAACGCAUAACGAAUGCUUCCAAGGAAAGAGGGCCAGACCACCAAAGAGCGCCUGCGGAAUUCAUGGAGAUGGGAGGCAAGGGAGAUCAACAACUCUACGGCGACGACGACUCCAGCGUUUAUCCAACCGGUGAAGCGGCGGCAAGGGGAGCCAAGAACACCAAAGCUCGUGCUCGUUGA